This is a messenger RNA of Solanum dulcamara, 1947 nucleotides long. Its product is annotated as subtilisin-like protease. Gene Ontology annotation, molecular function: serine-type endopeptidase activity. The transcript has a single exon. NCBI's taxonomy places the organism in Eukaryota, Viridiplantae, Streptophyta, Magnoliopsida, Solanales, Solanaceae. The coding region runs from base 16 to 1947 and encodes 643 amino acids. The record is from RefSeq and is a predicted model, not a curated record. Gene Ontology annotation, biological process: proteolysis.
AACGGAUUUGCUGCUAUGUUGUCAUCAGAUGAAGUGGAAGAAAUGGAAAUGAAACCAGGAUUUGUGUCUGCGCGUCCCCAAAGGAUUCUGGAGUUGGAUACCACACACACUCCAAGUUUCCUAGGGUUACACCAGAAUGUUGGCUUGUGGAAUGCUUCAAAUUCUGGUAAAGGUGUGAUUAUUGGUUUGCUAGAUUCUGGAAUAACUCCAAAACAUCCUUCAUUCAACGACAAUGGAAUGCCUCCUCCCCCUGCCAAAUGGAAAGGAAAAUGUGAGUUCAAUUUCACAGCUUGUAACAACAAGCUUAUUGGAGCACGGAACUUUGUGAAGACGGCUACAUCACCUUUGGAUGGAAAGGGACACGGGACACAUACUUCAAGCACAGCCGCUGGAAACUUUGUGGAUGGUGCCAAUUUACUUGGUAAUGCUAAUGGCACUGCUGUUGGCAUUGCACCCCGUGCUCAUUUGGCCAUGUACAGAGUCUGUGAUGAUGGUCUUUGUCAGGAAGCCUAUAUCUUAGCUGGUCUUGAUGCUGCCAUUGAAGACGGUGUGGAUGUUAUUUCCAUUUCCCUUGGAGGACCGCCAAUGCCUUUUUAUGAUGAUUGUCUAGCAAUUGGCGCAUAUAGUGCGAUUCAGAAGGGGAUUUUUGUAAGUUGCUCGGCAGGAAAUAAAGGACCGACUGUUGGUACUGUAAAGAAUGGAGCUCCGUGGAUUCUCACUGUUGCUGCUAGUACAACAGAUAGAAAGAUAAGAGCGGUAGCAGUUUUAGGCAAUGGAGCAAAAUAUGUGGGCGAAUCUGCCUUUCAACCAACAAAUUUUUCAGGUAAAUUGUUGCCACUCGUAAAUGCUAACAAUUGUGAAUCGUUGCCUACAAUUGAUGUUAAGGGUAAAAUAGUGUUGUGUGAUACCAGUGGUGACUUGUCAAGAAUAGAAAAAGGAGAAGAAGUGAAAAAUGCUGGUGCCGCAGCCAUGAUACUCAUGAACGAAAAAAAUGGUGGCUAUACAACAUUUGCAGAUGUUCAUGUCCAUCCCACAACUCAUGUCAGUUACUUUAACGGACUAAAGAUCAUAAACUAUAUAAAAUCAACAUCAGCCCCUGUUGCAACAAUAUCAUUCAAAGGAACAAGAAUCGGAAACAAACACGCGCCAACAGUUGCUUCCUUCUCUUCUAGGGGACCAUCUUUGGCAAGUCCAGGCAUAUUAAAGCCCGACAUUAGUGGACCCGGAGUCAAUAUCCUUGCGGCGUGGCCAACCUCUGUAGAGGAGAUGAUAACAUCUGCUACAUCGACGUUUACCAUCAUUUCUGGCACGUCGAUGGCUUGCCCUCACCUUGCGGGAGUAGCAGCAUUGUUAAAGAACACACAUCCAGAUUGGUCUCCAGCUGCAAUUAAAUCUGCAAUCAUGACCACUGCUGAUAUCGUCAAUCUUGAAAAGGAUCCAAUUGAGGACGAAAGACUUAAACCUGCUAAUCUAUUUACAAUCGGAUCAGGGAACGUGAACCCAUCAAGAGCAAGUGAUCCAGGACUCAUUUAUGACAUUCACCCCGAGGAUUAUGUGCCGUACUUAUGUGGCUUGAAAUACACAGAUAUACAAGUUAGUGCAAUUGUGAGAAGGAAGGUACAUUGUACAUCAAGCAUAGCUGAGACGGAGUUGAACUACCCUUCGUUUUCCAUUCAUUCGAAAUCAGGGGCUCAAACAUAUACAAGGACUGUAACUAAUGUUGGAGAAGCUAAUUCAACUUACACAGUUAAAGUGUCUGGACUCGACGGUGUUGAGGUAACUGUUAGUCCAAUCACCUUGAAGUUUUCAGCGUUGAAUCAGAAGGCGUCAUAUAAUGUAACUGUUAAGCCAUCAAAGCUUCCAUUACAUUCCCAAGGGUACAUAACAUGGUCUUCUUGUAGGUACUCUGUUAGAAGUCCAAUACAAAUAUCCCCGUAUAGCAUUUAA